This is a messenger RNA of Trichomonas vaginalis G3, 402 nucleotides long. RefSeq lists its product as uncharacterized. Lineage: Eukaryota; Parabasalia; Trichomonadida; Trichomonadidae. The transcript has a single exon. The record is from RefSeq and is a predicted model, not a curated record. The coding region runs from base 1 to 402 and encodes 133 amino acids.
AUGUCCACGAAGUUCACACAGACAUUCAAGGGUGAUAAGCGCGAAAACCUUCAACUUAACAACUACUCAUGUGUAAAUCUUGAGAAAGUUAUUCUUGUUUCCAAACCAGACGAUGUUAAAGAAGUUGUAGUUACAAUUUCCUUCUUACCAGUUGCUGAUGGAACAGAAGAGACUGAACAGAAGAUCACUCGUACAAACGAGGAACUUGCCAAAUUCACUGGUGAAACAAAGGAAGUUGCAUGCAACUUCAUGGCUUUGGACGAAAUGGAAGCCUGCGUCUUCACAACAGCUGGCUGCCAAGUCAAGGUCGAGGGCAUUUAUACACAAAUCGAUGAUGAGGAAGAAGAUGACGAUGAUGGUGAUGAUGAUGACGAGUUCCAGCAGGAUGAUUACUCCGAUUAA